Eruca vesicaria subsp. sativa (arugula) is the source of this 856-nucleotide messenger RNA. The record is from the annotation of a GenBank genome assembly. Lineage: Eukaryota; Viridiplantae; Streptophyta; Magnoliopsida; Brassicales; Brassicaceae.
UCUCUCUCUCUCUCUCUCUCUCUCUCUCUCUCUCUCUCUCUCUCUCUCUCUCUCUCUCUUAUGCCAUUUUGAUUCAUACUAUUCUAUGAGUCUGUGAUUUGAUCUGAGGAUCAAACCCAAGAAGUUGAUGAGACAGAAACUUAGAAGUAAAGACUUUCAAACCGUGAUAUCCGACCAAACUGGUAAGAAGUUAAGUCCUGGUCUUGUGAUCUAGAGAUACGGUAAUGACAGGAGUAGGACCAACGUUCUCACUCGAGAUCUCGGAAUACAGAAGCAAUCUCUCAGCCACGGAGAAGGCUUCUUCCUCCUUCUUUUCCGAGGAUACACCAAACGAUGAGGGAGCCGGUUUAUGGUCAGGAAGAACAGUGGAUUACUCGUCGGAGAGUUCUUCAUCUAUAGGAACUCCUGGAGACAGUGAAGAAGAUGAAGAAGAAAAUGACAAAGAGUUAGGGUUGGCUUCAAUGCGCUCUCUUCAAGAUUCUCUCCCAAGCAAAAAUGGUUUAUCGAGUCACUACAAAGGGAAAUCAAAAUCGUUUGGGAACUUAGGAGAGAUUGGUAGUGUGAAAGAAGUACCAAAGCAAGAGAAUCCAUUGAAUAGAAAAAGAAGGAUACAGAUCUGUAAAAAGCUUGCAAGAAAGUCUUUCUACUCAUGGCAAAACCCUAAGUCUAUGCCUCUUUUGCCUGUUCAUGAAAAUGAUAAUGAUGACGAUGAGGAUGAAGGAGACGAUGGAGAUCUGAGCGAUGAAGAACGAGGAGGAGUUGUUGUUGCAAGGAGACCAUCGUUCAAGAACAGAGCAAUGAAGUCUAUGAGUUGUUUUGCUCUCUCAGAUCUGCAAGAAGAAGAAGAAGAAGAUGA